UGGCAAUCUGUUUUGUAUCGUGUCUAGAACAUCCGAUCUGUAAAUAUAAGAAAGCCGCAGCAGAUGCGUCUACCGUGGAAACGGCCGGCCGAAAACCGGUUCUUCUCCACGCUGCGCUAGAACACCUUCCGUGCAAUGGAAGUUAUCUCUUCCCACGUGGCACCGCCGUGCGCCUUUCCUCCGCUUAUUCAUAUGCGACGACGCCUCCGUCGUUCGUGUUUAGUACCUUACGGCUGUCUAUUUCCUCAUUUGGCUCUUGCACCUUACGCCUCUCUUCUUCCUUCGUGCCUAAAUUACUGCGACCCCGAUCCUUUGGAUGCCGAAUCGACCAUGAGGGAUCGAAAGGGCGAGAAAUCGCACGGAUCGAAGCUUCUCGACCUCUUCGACGCCGACCCUAUGGCCCAUUCCGAGGACGAGCUCCCCUCCGGCAGCGGCAUUGGUACUUCCUCAGCCGUCGCCAGCCCCGGCUACUUCUCCGACCGCAACCCCACCGGCGGCGCCGCUUCCCCUCUCGAUUUCUCCAUCUGGACUCCUCUCAGCGUCGUCUCCCCUUUCGUCAAGUCUCCCUGGGCAUACCUCCCCCUCCUCUCCGAAGCCGACGCCGACCCCGCCGCCAGCGGACUCGUUGGCUCCCUCGUCCGCAAGGAGGGCCACGUCUACUCCCUCGCCGCCGACGGCGACCUUCUGUACACUGGAUCCGACAGCCGGAACAUCCGCGUUUGGAGGGGCUGGAGGGAGCUGUCCGGGUUCAAGUCCAGCAGCGGCCUUGUCAAGGCCAUUGUCAUCGCCGGCGACAGGAUUUUUACUGGUCACCAGGACGGCAAGGUUCGUGUCUGGCGAAAGUCCGCCACGAACCCCUCUUUGCAUAAGCGAAUCGGGACGCUCCCUAGAUUCAAGGAUUUACUGAGGAGUUCUUUUAAUCCCUCCAAUUACGUCAAGGUACGGCGCCACCGGAGAACCGUGUGGCUCCGUCACUUUGACGCGGUGUCCUGCCUCUGCCUCGACGAGGAGGCCGGCAUCGUGUACUCCGGUUCGUGGGAUAGGACCGUGAAGGUGUGGAGGGUAUCGGAUUUCAAGUGCUUGGAAUCCAUCAAGGCACACGACGACGCCGUCAACACGGUGGCGACGGGGAUCGGCGGGCUGUUGUUCACGGGAUCGGCGGACGGGACGGCGAAGGUGUGGCGGAGGGAGUCGGCGGGGCGUGGGGGAGGUGCCACCAGGCACGUGCUGGCGCAGGCGCUACUACGGCAGGAAAGCGCGGUGACGGCGGUGGCGGUGGUCGAGGUGGCCGGGGUUGUGUACUACGGAUCGUCAGACGGCGCGGUGAACUACUGGUUGUGGGAUGGGUGGCGGCGCCAGCUGGCGCACGGGGGGAGGCUCCGGGGGCAUCGGAUGGCGGUUCUGUGCCUUGCGGCGGCGGGGAGGCUGGUGGUCAGCGGGUCUGCCGAUAAGACGCUGUGCGUAUGGCGGAGGGAGAAGGGCAGCGCCGGCGGCGUCGGGGGGCACACCAAGCUGGCAGUGCUGAAAGGGCACGAGGGACCGAUCAAGUGCCUGGCGAUGGAGGAGGAGGACGCUGGCCAUGGCGGCGGGCCGCAGGGGCCACGCUACCUGGUGUACAGCGGGAGCUUGGACCAGUCGGUGAAGGUGUGGCGGGUAUUGGAGUCGGAGGUACCCAGCGGAUCGACGCCGGCGGGGUCAUGGGGAGAGGUGGAGACUCGCGGCGAGGAUCGGUGGUCAUCUUCUCUGUCAUCGGAGAGAGCGGGAACGGAGGUUGCGCGGCGGAGGAGCGGCAGUAGCGAGGGUGUGAGGUCGGUGCGGUUCGCUUCUCCGAUGCGGGACGAGUCAGGAAAGAGAGCUGCUCGUAUGCGGGCCACUGCAUGAAUACAUGGUGUACAUACCAUUAGUUUUUAUGAUUUUUGUAAUAAAAUAAUUACAUCUGAUUAA
Molecule: messenger RNA, 1944 nt
Organism: Zingiber officinale
Lineage: Eukaryota; Viridiplantae; Streptophyta; Magnoliopsida; Zingiberales; Zingiberaceae
Product: protein JINGUBANG-like
Exons: 1
Coding region: 136-1881 (581 amino acids)
Molecular function (GO): protein binding
Source: RefSeq, a predicted model, not a curated record